Messenger RNA from Trichoderma asperellum CBS 433.97, 587 nucleotides. RefSeq lists its product as uncharacterized. NCBI's taxonomy places the organism in Eukaryota, Fungi, Ascomycota, Sordariomycetes, Hypocreales, Hypocreaceae. The record is from RefSeq and is a predicted model, not a curated record.
GCACAGUCAGGCGAUCGUGGGGACGAGCUCGAGAUAACCUUGAUUUAAAGUCCAGCACGUCUUCCGACUCGGCGGGAUGGAUGUGCCUGCCCGACUCGCUCAACUAACACUGUACCGAAUACACUAUCCGUGUCUUAUACACGGACUCCUCCAUGCAACGCAUGUCGAGAUGCUAUUUCAGGCUUGUCUCGGCUGAGAACCUGCGCAAAUGAAUCGUGCCAUGCUGCAUGCAUGUUCGGCAAAUCCCUACGCAAUUCUGUGCUUUUUUCCUUCUUCUUCCCUUUCGGGCUCUCGUUCUUCUCUCCCUCUUUUGGGUUGCAUUUUUCUUAUUUAUUUUUCCCAUCGGGACCCCUCCCGGAGUCUUCGGCGUUCUUGGCGCCUGUCACAGUCCACGCCGAUUUUAAAGCCACAGCGGCAUUACAUCACCUUGCUUAUGCCAAGCUUUUGCGCCUCACAAACGAGAUUGCCGACAAUCGGGCCAACCAGGAUAACCCACAAGGCUGGGAAUUGGCCUCAAACCGACACUUAUACACCACUGCAAACAUUCAAAGUACAGUUUUUGUUCCUGCGACUGAGCAAGUCUAGAA